AACGAGUAUGACGAGACGACUGAAGAUUAUUGUCAUGUGCGUGGCCCUAGUGGUGGCCACCGCCGGUCGUGCGUCGUCAAACGAACAAUCCUUCGCCGUCGAGCCAGAGGAUCGGAGUGCGGUGGUGGACUCGACGGUGUCGCUGCCCUGCAGGGUCGACAAUCUGGCCGGAAAACUUCAAUGGACCAAGGACGAUUUCGCUCUAGGCACCAACAGGAACCUGUCGUACCACGGUUACCCGAGGUACUCGAUGACCGGAAAUGACGCGAUCGGCGAAUACAACUUGAAACUGAAUCCCGUGACUCUGGACGACGACGGCGUGUACCAGUGCCAGGUGGGCACGGGAAAGCGCGACGAACCUGCCAUCAGGUCCAGGAAAGCGACGCUGACCGUCCUGGUGCCGCCCAACCGUCCGCGAAUCACGCAGGGUGACAAGAUCUACAUAACGGAAAACUCGCCGAUCGAACUGGAGUGCAUAUCUGAAGGUGGCAAACCGGAAGCAGAGAUCACGUGGACCGACGGCUCCGGCACAGCGAUCGCCGAGGGCUUUGAGACGUACGUCGAGGCCAUGGAGGCUGAGAGCAAACGGUUUACAACCAAGUCCAUUUUGAAAAUCGUACCGAAAAUGGAACACCACAACACGUCAAUAUGGUGUCAGGCGCACAACUCGGCUGUUGACAAAAAGUUACAAACGAAAAUCCAUUUGUACGUCAAAUUCGCUCCGAAGAUAUCGCUGAUCAUUGCCGGGCCCGCGAGGAAGCUGGUCGAAGGGACGGACGUGCAGUUCCUGUGCCUGACGAAAGCCAACCCGCCGGAAGUGAACUACCGGUGGUUCGUCAACGAUCAGUACGCGCUGAGCGAAGUCACGUCCGAACUGUGGCUGUUCAACAUAUCCAGGAGGCUGCACAAUUCGUUGGUCAGGUGCGAGGCUCAAAACUCUGUGGAGAAAACAGAGGAAUCCAAAGCGUUGAGCAUAUUGUAUAAGCCUCAAUUCAAAAAUCGACCGAAAAACGUCCAAGCAAAUCUUGGAAGUUAUGUGACAAUUAUGUGUGACGUAGACAGCAAUCCACCACCUACCAUCGAGUGGACGUUCGAAAAAACAAAAAAGGUUGUGAGCACGACCAGCAACUUGACGGUGCUGGUGUUGAAUACGACAGUCGGCCGAUACCACUGCAAGGCCACCACGUCAGGGUUUGGUGAGGUAAACGCCGAGGCUUCGAUAUCCAUGAAGGGCAAGCCGGUCAUCGACAGCCCUCUGGUCCAGUACGGUACUCUGUCUGAAACGGUCCGGCUCGAGUGCGUCGCCAAGUCCGUGCCCGUCGCCGACCGGAUAGUUUGGACUUACCACGAUAACAUAAUCGGCACUAAGAACGACCAGCAACAUUAUUCGGUAUUGGAAGAUCCGACGGACGAAGGCGUGAAAAGCUCGCUGAUGAUCAGGAACUCGGUACAAGAGCAAUUCGGAGCCUAUAACUGUACGGCAUACAACGAAUACGGAUCCGACUCGGUGGUAAUCACGCUGUUACAAAAAAAAGACUUUAUGCUGAUUUUGGCAAUCAUUGGUGCCGUGGGCGGAAUCAUCGUCAUGAUUUUGAUUUUCUCCGUCAUCGGGUUUUGCCGACGUACGACGACUCGAAAAAAGAAGAAAGCCAAAUCCGAUUUUAACGGCGAGUCGGACACGGAAAACAAGCAAAACGCCGCGGCCAGAGAAUCUGAUGCUUCAUCCAACGUGUCGGACAUCAAAAUGGAGACGGGCACCGGGUCGUCGCUGAGCAAUUACCGGUACAAGAUCGACUACGGCACGGACUCGAUGACCGUGACCACAACCGCGACCGCGGUCGACGACCAGCAUCCACGGUCCGCUACCCCAAAGAGCGGCGGCGGCAGCCAGACGACCCUGCCCCGCGGAGGAGGUGGCAUCCCUCUGGCCGGCCCGGUUCCAGUCGACCCACGGUACGCCACGGCCGCCGGAUAUCUGGGGCACCUGCACCCACACAACGUCAUGCACCACCCUCUGGCCAACGGCACCGUCAUCGGCGAUUACGCGGACCCGCUCAACUAUGUCAGAUACACCAGCAACCAUCUCGCCGACCGGCCCACCAGCAGCAACAACGGUUACAUCGCGGCCGACCGGCUGUACGACCUGAACCCAAUGCCGCCGCCGCAGACGGUCAUCGCGCUGUCGUCGUCGUCGUCGUCGUCGCCGUCGCCCAAACUGUCGUCGGACCCGGCCACCAGGACGUCCACCGGCGGCGACCCGGCCACGCUUCUCCAGUAUUCCGCCACGUACGGCAACCCGUACCUGCGGCCCGCGUCGGCGCAGUGGCCGGCUCAACCGCAGCGGCCGCUGCAGAAGUACGACGCGUACGGCCGGCCCGAACCUCCGCCGUACAGCGCGGUCGGCAAGGGCAAGCGGAAAACCGCCGCGGCCGGCCACGGCCCGUCGGCCACCGCCGUGCCCGUCGGGCCCAACUAUCACAUCGGCGUGGCCAAGCGGCAGACGCUGGCCACGCACGUCUGAACGGCCGGCUCGAGGAGUCCGGCGCAACAAAGGCUGAUGAAAUAGUCGUAUUAUAUUAUAAUAUUAUAUUGUAACCAUCGUUAUGAAUGAUAUCGUUACAUGCAGGUAACGAGAUACUAUGCGUGUCGCGUACGAUAAUAAUAUUAUGUAUUAUUAUAACGAUAUCGUUUGUAGUAAAAAUUAUAUUUUGUUAAGUAUGGUCGUUUCUCGAACUCUUCAAACACAUCGAACCAUUCGAAUAGUUCGAGAGGUUCGGGUACGACCAUGAAGAUUAAUUUUAAUUUUUUUUUUUUUUUGUUAAGUGCUCUUUUACUACUAUUAUUAUGUUAUUUUAAAAAUUUGUUAUGGUUAAAUUUUUUUUUGAAAGUUUGACAAAGUUAGAACUGCGCUCUAGUGAAAAAAUCAAUUUGGAGUUCGUGAAAACAACUCAAGUCCUACCCCCAUCGGUCAUCCAUGAUAUAUUUUCAUCGCAGCAUAAUAACUAUUUGAAAAAUAUUGAACGGUGUGGAUCGUAACCGGAAGAUCACCUCUUCGAUUCACCCAUAUCGACCACCCUCCACCGAGCCGAUGUAAUACUCGGCCUGUGCGACGAUCAAUUAUUUAUUAUCCUACAUUGUCGUGUUUACUUCCAAACAACACACAUCGAUGGGUAGGACGUCACCGAACACUAAAUAUUUUACUAGACACCUGUUAUAAAUCUUUCAAUUUGUUUUUCUCUCUAUCCGAACCUAACCGAUUCGGUUAGGUAUUAUUAGAACAUCUAUUUUGUAUAAUAAAUAUAUAUAACACUAUACAGGUUAAUUAAUUUAAUAUCUAUACUCUUCGUUAGGUUUCAGUUGGUAAAUAAAAAUAAGUUUCGAUUUAUUUCCACUUGGUUAUCGGUGCAUACAAGGUUUUGUUGGACAUACUAAAAAUUGUUCUGAAAUGUUAUUUUCGGAGACACGGUUAAAUAGUUUUAAAAAAUAUAAAAAGAUGAACGAGAAUUGAAAGAGCAACUAGUACACCAGAAGGCACAAAUUGUACCUAGGUACCUACUUGUCGGAAAAGCUUCACGAGAAUAAUAAUAAUUAGUCGUUUUUCAAAACGUCGGAAGUACCACUGUUUUUUUCUCUGUCGUAGGAAAUGCGCAUAAUCUACGCCCUAUAAUGUCAGUAUCAUCUACAGCAACGGCCAAGGAACCGUGAAAAAUACGUCGUUAUAACCAGAUGAUGUCUUUCUGACGGAAGUCGUUAUAGAUGGUACAGAGUGUAAUUGUAACUCGUAUACCGGAUGAUUCAUUUAACUAGAACACUCAUAAUUAUUCAAAAUGUAUUAAUGUUUUUGAAAAUUUUCAAAAACAUUUAUACUUUAUAAAAUAACGGGUGUUCGAUGAUAAAAAAACACCCGGUAUACGUGCGAUAAACUGCACAAAGCCCAAUUUUUUUUUUCGUACCUUCAAUAUGAAUUUGUCGUGAAUCACGACAACAAUACAAUAUAAUAUAAUACCAUCGAUAGAAGCCGCUAUCGUUUAGCUGAUACCGAAGCCCACCCCUACUCGUAAGUGGGUAAUGUGACCCCAGUAUACAGGUCCCCGUACGAGCCGAUUUUUGAAACCAAACAGAAAAUAAUUUAAAUAUUAUUAAAAAUGUAAUAUGUACCCGAGCCAUUCUUUAAUAUGUGUUCGUUAAAAUCACGUGGUUAAGAUCGAAUUGCACUUGUUUUUGAUCAAAUUGCAGCAACCGGGGGCAGAAAAAAGUAAUUAUUAUUGUUCGAAUGUUGCACUCGUUAUGUUUGCACCUACUACCUAUAUAGUGAUAAUUAUUAUUUUAUUAAUUAUUAUUAUAGGUCCUGUAAUCAUUCGAUUUUAUGCAAUAUAUAAUACCAAUAAUUUGAUAACGAUUAUCAAUGGACGAGGCUGGAGAAUACUUCGCAAUAAAAAUAAUAAACUUAUAUAGAUAUUACAUUAAAAAUAGCUACUCUUGAUGCGUCUGUUGUCAAACGUUGUUUCAAACGCAGCACGGUAGCAAAUUUCUAUUCAAUAGUGUGCUGUCAGUUUUUUCACGAGAGUGAAUAUUGAAAUAAUAUCAAACUUUUAAUCAAGAACAUUGAUAUCUGUUCAAGCGCCUUCAAUUUUUUUAUUUUCAAGCAAAAUAGGGGUACCUAUGUGAAAUAUCGCAAAUUAAAAAUGCUCAUAUCUCGCAUGAUAAUUAAAAUAUCGAAUGAAAUCGUCGUGCUCCUAACCUUAUAAUAACUAAAUUAAUUUUUUGGUUUCAUUGUAAUAAUUACAAAUACCUACAAUUUAAAAUGUAUAAAAUAGAAAUCCGUUUUUUCCUAGUUAACAUUUGAAAAUAAUAGUAUAAAAAUAUCCAUUCAUUAAUUCUAGAUUUGUUACCUAUGUCUUUGUAAUACAAUUGCUAUUUAUAAGUUAUAUGGAAUGAUAUCGGAUCGAGUCCGGAUUUGUUAAGCCUCCGAGUGAUGCAAUUCGAACAUUUCGGUUUAGAUAACGAGUGCAGUUCAACAAUCCCCAUAUAGUUAUUGAAGCCUCCGAGCGGCAUAUUCAUUUUAUUGUAAGUCGGUUUGCUCUAGAAAAUCAGGUCAAUACGACAAAUGUUAUCGUUACAACAACUGUUUACAGUGGUUCGUCCUAACUGGUUUUCCACUAGCUUUUUCGGAAAAAAAAAACGAUUUAUACAGAGGUACUUGCACUAGCCAUACUGUUAUGACUAACAGCAAACACCGUCAAACGAAAAAAACUUCCUACUCUAUUCAAUUGUUUUUAAAUAUUAUAUGUCGAUAAAGUAAAAUAAAUAAUAUUAGGAUUUGAAUACUACCUAGGUAUAUGGUCUUCUAUAAAUGUUCUAUUUAUUUAUUUUGUUCAUGUAUCCACGACACCCUGCUCGCUACAGACUGUGGGUGAUUCUUGUUCCGACUCUUACAGGGUUAGCUCGAGGGAUAUCGAUCUCGUUCUCUUGACGGCAUAAUCACCCUGUUCGUCUAUCGUCGUCCCCGAGUCGUGUCGUUCAAUUCUCCCGUACUCAUAAUAUAUAGGUACUUACUAUAUCUUUUUUACCGAAUUCUCCACCACUUCCAUUCGCAUGCCUUCCCCGCGGUCACCACCCGUCAAAUAAUCAUUUUUCUCCCGUUCGACUGUAUGUAAUAUGCAAUUAUAACUUUUAGAUUUAUUAUAUUGAGGUAUGCUCCCCGCUGGUAAGAAUCUGGUUGUCACUCGUUGUACGCACUUCGGUAAUACCCGAUGAUAUCGAUGGCCUGAAACGCGCUGUGCACGUACAUAUUGUUGUUAUACAUCAUGUAUAAUAUAAAAUGCUGAGUCUACUUUUUUCCAAAAAAUGUACCAUAAUAGAGUACCGUUUAACCUAACUUAUAGUAUAUAUAUAUAUUCAACAUUGAAUUCCGUUUGUUUUUGGACAUUUUAUGUACCCCUAUGUUUCUUGUUUAUAAUUUAUAGGUGGAUAUAUAAUCGUUGUAAAUAUUAUAAUGUACCUAUAU
Messenger RNA from Myzus persicae (green peach aphid), 6007 nucleotides. RefSeq names its product irregular chiasm C-roughest protein (gene rst). The transcript is spliced from 10 exons. Gene Ontology annotation, biological process: cell-cell adhesion. The coding region runs from base 8 to 2521 and encodes 837 amino acids. Gene Ontology annotation, molecular function: cell adhesion molecule binding. The record is from RefSeq and is a predicted model, not a curated record. Gene Ontology annotation, cellular component: cell-cell junction. Lineage: Eukaryota; Metazoa; Arthropoda; Insecta; Hemiptera; Aphididae.